CGGCAUGGAAGGGGAACGCCUGUCCAGCCUUCAGGUGUUUGCCGGGACGUCUUCGCUGCACGGCCUGAGCCACAUCUUCGCGUAUAGCACGCUGUCCCUCCGGCGCGCGGUCUGGGCCCUCUUCUUCCUGGGCUCCCUGGGGCUGCUAGCACUGGUAUGUGUGGAGCGCAUCACCUACUUCUUCACGUACCCACACGUCACCAAGCUGGAUGAGGUGACCGUCCCAAACCUUACCUUUCCGGCUGUCACGAUCUGCAACUUGAACGAGUUCCGCUUCUCCAAGAUCACCCGCAACGACCUUUACCAUGUGGGAGACCUGCUGGCCCUGCUCAAUGCCCGCUAUGAGAUCAGCAACGCCCACCUGGCGGACGCAGAGACGCUGGCUGCCCUGCGAGAAAAGGCAGACUUCAGGGGCUUCAAGGCCCGGCCUUUCGACAUGGCCGAUUUCUACAAUCGGACGGGCCACGACCUGGCUGAGAUGCUCUGGCAAUGUACCUUUCGUGGGAUCAACUGUAGUGCCCGCAAUUUCACUGUGAGCUUCACCCGUCUGGGCAAGUGCUACACUUUCAACUCAGGGGCCUCUGGCUACGAGCUCCUCACCACAGUCAAGGGCGGGACAGGCAACGGCCUGGAGCUCAUGCUGAACAUCCAGCAGGAUGAGUACCUGCCUGUCUGGGGGGACACCGAUGAGACCUCCUAUGAAGCUGGCGUGAAAGUGCAGAUCCACAGCCAGGGCGAGCCGCCUUCCAUUGACCAGCUGGGCUUUGGUGUGGCCCCUGGCUUCCAGACCUUUGUGUCCUGCCAGGAGCAAAGGCUCUUCUACCUCCCAGCCCCAUGGGGGGACUGCCAGGCCGCCCCCAUCGAGUCAGCGUUCUUCACCAACUACAGCACAGCCGCCUGCCGCGUCGACUGCGAGACGCGGUACCUGGCUGAGAACUGCAACUGCCGCAUGGUGCACAUGCCAGGCAAUGCCAACAUCUGCACCCCGGAGCAGUACAAGGAAUGCGCAGACCCUGCCCUUGACUUCCUGGUGGAGAAGGACAAUGAGUUCUGCUUGUGCCAGAUGCCCUGCGAGACGGUUCGCUACAACAAGGAGCUCUCCAUGGUCAAGAUCCCCAGUAAAGCCUCUGCCAAGUACUUGGCCAAGAAGUACAACCGCAGCGAGCAGUACAUCAUGGAGAACCUGCUUGUGCUGGACAUCUUCUUUGAAGCCCUGAAUUAUGAGACCAUUGAGCAGAAGAAGGCCUAUGAGGUGGCUGGGCUGCUGGGGGACAUUGGAGGCCAAAUGGGCCUCUUCGUUGGAGCCAGCCUCCUCACCAUCCUGGAGAUCUUCGAUUACCUGUAUGAGGUGCUGCGAGACAAACUUUCCAGUUACUACCAGAGCAGGAAGGAGGCCGAGCGAAGCAAUAGAGACAACCUGGAGUACGUGGACCUCCCCCGCAGUCCCGGCGGAAUGCUGCCCCGUCCGCCCAGAGCGCCCGCAAUCCGCUGCGCAGCCACUCGGACAGCGUCGUCGGCUACCCCGCGAGUGGACUACCUCGUCACGCCACUCUAGGUAGCUUCGAGGAGUUCGCCUGCUGAGGAGCCGCCC
This is a messenger RNA of Candoia aspera, 1591 nucleotides long. RefSeq names its product acid sensing ion channel subunit 3 (gene ASIC3). The coding region runs from base 5 to 1555 and encodes 516 amino acids. Gene Ontology annotation, molecular function: ligand-gated sodium channel activity. Gene Ontology annotation, biological process: sodium ion transmembrane transport. Gene Ontology annotation, cellular component: plasma membrane. The transcript has 11 exons. The record is from RefSeq and is a predicted model, not a curated record. NCBI's taxonomy places the organism in Eukaryota, Metazoa, Chordata, Lepidosauria, Squamata, Candoiidae.